UUUAGAUCAUAGAGACAGGUUAAGGGUCUGUAGCCGUGCACCUCCGAGUCCGUGCAGCGUGCAAGGGUGCACUAAUCAGCUGAUUGAUUUGACCUUGAUAUUGAAGUUUGUAGUGAAGACAGGAGUGCUAAGAAUAUGUCCCUACGUACACCAAAAACAACGUAUAUAUUUUGUUCAAAUAUUACAUAAAUCAAAUUUUAGCACGUCUGUGCAAUGUAGUGUGUAGCGUAACUUUGAGUGUAAUAGCGAAAUUUUAACUAAGUCGUGCAACAUAGCUUUCUUGAGCACUAGAACUGUUCUGACGCUAUUUAUUGGUUAUAAUGAGUUUUACGAGAUUUAUUUGGAAUCUCGGAUCAAAAAACAAUUUUGUAACCCAUAUAAGACAUGUUUCUUGUUGGUCGUGCGGAAAAAAUAACUCAAGUUUGCUCUCUAACCUUUUUUGUUCGCACUGCAAAGCAUUGCAGAAGCCUGACAAAUCGGAAAAUUAUUUUAGAAUUCUUGGUGUAAAGGAAACGUACGAUAUAGAUGAUACUGAAUUAGCUAAGAAGUAUAAAGAUUUGCAGAAAUAUUUACAUCCAGACAAAUAUGCAAAUAGGCGUCAAGAAGAACAAGAAAUAUCUGCUCAAUAUUCAACAAUAGUAAAUGAUGCAUAUAAAACUUUAUUAGAGCCACUGGCAAGAGGUGUCUAUAUGCUGCGUCUAAGAGGAAAGGAAAUACCCGAAAACACAGAAGCUGAUCAAGAAUUUUUAAUGACAAUUAUGGAAAAGAAUGAGGAAGUUGAGGAAGCUAGAACAGAAGAAGACAUAUUGAAGCUAAAUAGGGAAAAUAAAGCGGUCAUAAAGGAUUUACAAAAGAAAUUGUCUAUAGCUUUCUUUGACGGAGAUCUCAAGAGAGUGACAAAAUUACUGACUUAUAUGAAGUAUUAUACAAUGAAUGCUCAAUAUCCAUUCUCGCGCGUACUAAACGGAUCGCCUACAACAAUAAAACAGUAUCCUAUUUUAGCCCAACUGUUGUUGGACGCAUGGGGCAACCAACAGUUCGUUCAACACUGUGCUGGUGUCAUACUAACGUCUCGGCAUUUGAUAUCUGCAGCACAUUGUUUUCAGUACAAUCGAGAUACGGGAAGAAAUUAUUCGAUACCGCAGUAUUGGAAAGUUCGUGUCGGUUCAACCUACCGUACCAAAGGAGGAGUUUUGCACAAGAUAAAAUCCAUCAUUCCACACUAUGGAUUUGAUAAACUCUACUAUACGAAUGACAUAGCCGUAGUGGUAGUAGCUAAAAAGUUUUCUAUAGGCAAUUUAGUAAGACAGGGCACGAUCAUUAAACCAGCCAGUGAACUCGUACCCAAUUCUGUUUGCACAUUAGCUGGAUGGGGUUCUACUGAGAAGGACGGUCCGCAACCUGAUCAACUUCAGCAUACUAUGAUGUCCAUAAUUAAUCAAGGAUACUGCAAAUCACAAUAUCAAACUAUCGGAGCUAUUAUAGCUGAUUCGAUGUUAUGUGCAGGUCGGAUGGACAUAGACGGUGUUGACGGGUGCUUCGGUGAUUCAGGAGGGCCCUUAAUUUAUAAAGGCGUUGUGGUUGGCCUCGUGUCAUUUGGAUAUGCCUGUGGACUAAAGUUAUAUCCUGGAGUUUAUACAAAAGUAUCACAUUAUACAGAUUGGAUAGUAAAAACAAUAUCUAGUAAUAAAUGAUCUAUUUAAGCCUGAAAUUAAUUCAGCAAAAAAGGGGUAUAGGGUAUAUAAGGUUUAUAGCCCGGUUCUUGAUUCCUACUCACAAAAAUCUAAAUGGUUAACUAAAAUAAACUGUAAUAGAACAAAUUAAGAUAAUAGCUUACAUAUAUCAUAUGUUAG
Messenger RNA from Pararge aegeria (speckled wood butterfly), 1853 nucleotides. Its product is annotated as trypsin, alkaline C-like. The coding region runs from base 321 to 1694 and encodes 457 amino acids. The record is from RefSeq and is a predicted model, not a curated record. Gene Ontology annotation, biological process: proteolysis; protein complex oligomerization; [2Fe-2S] cluster assembly. Gene Ontology annotation, cellular component: mitochondrion. The transcript is spliced from 6 exons. NCBI's taxonomy places the organism in Eukaryota, Metazoa, Arthropoda, Insecta, Lepidoptera, Nymphalidae. Gene Ontology annotation, molecular function: ATPase activator activity; protein-folding chaperone binding; serine-type endopeptidase activity.